Messenger RNA from Galleria mellonella (greater wax moth), 1402 nucleotides. RefSeq lists its product as uncharacterized. Gene Ontology annotation, molecular function: DNA binding. Bases 500 to 1402 code for a protein of 300 amino acids. The transcript has 2 exons. NCBI's taxonomy places the organism in Eukaryota, Metazoa, Arthropoda, Insecta, Lepidoptera, Pyralidae. The record is from RefSeq and is a predicted model, not a curated record.
AUAGACAAAUAAUAGUAUGAGUACGAUUUAAAUCGUAUAUCUGUCAACCCUGCUAGCAAGACAGCGACAAAAUCACGUUGCAUAACAAUGUAGCCCAAGCUUAUAUCUUAUGAAAUAUACGGAAGAGAUACGGACUUAGAAAAAACAGAAAUGUUGUUCUUUGUGGAAGUCAUUGAUGAAAUUCUAUGUAUUUUAGCCCGCAAACUUUCUUCAAACAAAAACAGCGCCAUCUAGUAUCGAGUUCUGUAAUUAUCUCUUUGUUUAUGGAUUUGAAGUAAGACCGCCACGCAUGCAAUACAUUAUGACUGGGGAUUCCCCUAUUCGUCGACGCUGAAUAUGAGGCGACGACAAUCACUGUCAAACGUGUUCACUAUUACUCUGACUCUGGUAACGUGACUUCCUGGUAACGUGUUAGGUAGGAAAAGCAGUAAAAAAGUGCAUAUUAAGGGAGCAGAUUUGAAAUAAUAUUUAUACUUAACAAGAAAUAAUUAAAGGUUCAAUGGGGAGACCUAAAGAUUUACGCAUAUGGGAGCACUACCGUACUUUACCAAACAAGUCUGUUUCUUGCAAGCUUUGUAAUAAGGUCUACAAAUUCAGUAAUGCUGCCAAAAUGCUUCAACAUCUUAUCACUUGUCCAAAAUCUCCAGAAACAUUAAAAGACUCUAUGAAACUUAUAAAAGAUAGCUCGUCCAAAACCAAAAUGUCUGGACUGUCAGAGAUAGAGACAAAUGAUUCUUUUAUAAGCCCCUCGUCGUCUGCUAACACUACAAUAAAUGCUGAGUUUCAAGACACCGAUGAUCAUAUAAAAACAGAAUUAGCGAGAGCUAUAUUUGUAACAGGGACGCCAUUAUCGAUGGUGCAACAUCCUUUAUGGAUACAAUUUUUCGAAAAAUUGCAACCAAAAUUUAAAAUACCUUCACGUAAAGCUUUAGCGACAAAAUACUUAGAUAAAAUAUAUAGAGAAAUGCGUUUUGAGUUAAAUGAGGAACUAAAUGCUUGUAGUUACUUACACCUUCAGUGCGAUGGCUGGUCUAAUUUAAGAAAUGAAGGAAUAAUAAACUUUCUUAUAUCAAAACCUCAACCUGCAUACGUUAAAAGUUUGAAUACAGAAAGUAAUCCUCACACUAGUGAAUACCUUAGCCAAGAAGUUGAAAAAGUAAUGAAAGUGUAUGGAGCAAAUAAGUUUCUUGUACUUAUUGGCGAUAACGCUAGAAAUAUACAAAAGGCAUUCGAAUUAACAAAACUCAAAUAUCCACAUGUUGUUCCUCUCGGUUGCUGUGCACAUAUCCUUAACUUGUUGUGCCAAGAUAUUGUAAAGAUACAAGAAGUAACUGUGUUUAUUAUGCAAGCCAUAAAUAUAAUAAAAACUGUUAAAAGGAGUCAACGAUUAAGGCCUUGUUGA